Messenger RNA from Striga asiatica, 588 nucleotides. NCBI's taxonomy places the organism in Eukaryota, Viridiplantae, Streptophyta, Magnoliopsida, Lamiales, Orobanchaceae. The record is from the annotation of a GenBank genome assembly.
AUGGCCUCGACGGCCUUGGCGGCCUCCUCCAUUUUCUUGGCGGCGUGGAGCCUCAUCUCGGCCAUCUUGAUGCUGUCUUUGGUGCGUUCGAUCUCGGCCAUCGCUUUUACGACCUCGUAUCUAGAAGCUUCCGUCAUCCUCUUGAACUCCUCCGCCUCGAAGCUCGCAAACUCCUUGAGCUCGUACUUUUGUAUUUGCAUUUUGGUCCUCCCGAGCAAGAUCUUGUCUUCGCGAAGCUUGUGGUUGAGGGACUCGAGGGAAGCUUGGAUUGUGGCGAGAUCGGUGGAUGUGCGGUUGAGGUUUCGUUUGGCUUGGUUUAGUUCGAUGAAUGUGGGGGUUGGUGAGACUGCCGAAUACGGUUCGGUUGAGUUGUUGUCGGGAGUUGGGGCGGAGGAGGAAGAUAAUUCGGGAAUGAUGAGGUCGAGUUUUAAGCUGUCGAGCAAUUUUUUCGCGGAGUCGAGUUCUUUUAGGACAUUAUGGGUUUGCUGUUCUUUUAUGAUUAGGUCCCUUUCUAACAGCAUUGCUUCUUCCUCCAUUUUGGACAUGUCGAAUGGCUCGUUAUUAUCGUGCUGCCAUUACGUGAAAUAG